AUGGCAGAUGAGCUGUUGGAUAAAGUUCGCGACCUUCUUGAGGGGCAGAUUGAUUUUGAUGGACAGAGGCAGACGGAGGCGAUCACCACCUCACUUCUCCCGCUGUCUGCGCUGGUGGCAUUCGCUAUCGGCUAUCAACUCCAAGACAUCCAAAAAACCGUGUACAUUGGUCUAGCUGGAACUGCAUUGACAUUUCUAGUCGUCGUACCACCUUGGCCGUUUUACAAGUCGAAGCCUAUCAAAUGGUUGCCAGCUGGGGCCGGAUGGCAAUAG
Ustilaginoidea virens is the source of this 273-nucleotide messenger RNA. RefSeq lists its product as uncharacterized. Gene Ontology annotation, cellular component: endoplasmic reticulum membrane; signal peptidase complex. The coding region runs from base 1 to 273 and encodes 90 amino acids. The transcript has 3 exons. The record is from RefSeq and is a predicted model, not a curated record. NCBI's taxonomy places the organism in Eukaryota, Fungi, Ascomycota, Sordariomycetes, Hypocreales, Clavicipitaceae. Gene Ontology annotation, biological process: protein targeting to ER.